Molecule: messenger RNA, 1512 nt
Organism: Aspergillus clavatus NRRL 1
Lineage: Eukaryota; Fungi; Ascomycota; Eurotiomycetes; Eurotiales; Aspergillaceae
Gene: gprM
Product: protein gprM
Exons: 5
Coding region: 1-1512 (503 amino acids)
Biological process (GO): cell surface receptor signaling pathway; G protein-coupled receptor signaling pathway
Cellular component (GO): membrane
Molecular function (GO): G protein-coupled receptor activity
Source: RefSeq, a predicted model, not a curated record
AUGACAACCCUCGCGCCGCAUGCGAUGAACGGGCGAUGUCCGAUCCCGUUUCUCCAAGAAGAUCUGUUUCCAGGCACCGGUGGAUUCAUCGGGGGCCGCUAUUGUCAGGAUAUUCCCUUGGGGGCAAGGGGGACCAAUAUCUCUUGCUGCUUGCCGUGUCCGAUAGCGUCAUGGACAUAUGGUGACGCCCUGGUCGACAAAGCGAGCGCUGCCAGUUGGAUCAGUGUUGCCAUUCUACCGCUCUGCAUCUUCCUGCUUGUCUCGUACGCCGUCCUUCCGGCCAAAUGGACGCACCGCCAUUAUCUCAGUAUUUGCUUUACGCUAGGCAUUACGUUCAUGGAGAUCGCGUUUAUCAUCCCACUCGGGGCGAAACCAGAACAAUGCUAUAACCAGAUCACGCCCAAUGAUAUGUAUUCGAGUCUAUCGUGUGCUUUUACCGGUUCAAUGCUUCUAUUCGGGGGCUACAUGGUAGUAGUAUGGAGUCUUCUCCGCACCGUCGCCUUUCAUCUUCAGGUCUGCUGGGAAGUGAUCCUCGGUCCGAAAUUCAUGUGGGGGGCUUUGAUCUGCGGCUGGGGGAUUCCCAUCAUCGGCAUCACUGUGAUGCUGCUGCUGACCGGGGUGUCGUUUCGAUUCGGGAGCAUGUGCCAUAUCAACAUCGAAAAGGGUUUACAGGACUAUUGGAUCCCCAUCACCGCAUUUGCCGUCGCCUCUUUGCUCCUCCAACUGGCGACGAUGGCCUACUGUAUCCACGUGUACAUCAAGUCGCUCUUCGACACCGAAUCGACGACGAACAGCUCCGGAUUGCCGUCGUACUCGGCCAGCGUCCGCACCCUGACCGCCCGCCAGGCCUAUCGCCGCAUCCGACGGGUGCUGAAGCUGCAGUGGCGCGGCGUGGCCCUGGUGCUGAUCAUCGUCGCCAACGUCAUCUUCUUCUCCGUGGUCUUCAUCGACCUGGAUCGCCAGCUGGAACCGAAUGCCAAGAACGUGCACCGCGCCGUCCCCUGGCUCAUGUGCCUGGUCGCGGAGAUGGGCGACCGGUCCAAAUGCGAAGCGGAGGCGGCGCUGGUGCGGCCCAGCGAGGGUAAGGUGCUCGCCGUGAUCAUCCUGCUCUCGCUCGUCGGCUUCUGGAACUUCAUCCUCUUCGCCCGCCCCUCGCUCUUCCUCGGCUGGGUCGAAUUCUUCCGCAAUUUCUUCGGCGGCGACGGCGCGCGCCACGAGUUCGUCUCCGCUGACGCCCGCGCCCGCCUCGGCGACUCGCGCUCUUAUGAGAUGCUCAACAGCACCAAAAUCCCCUCGCUCAAGUCGCCCGAGCCCAUGCUGCGCUCGCCCAGUCCCGCGCGCAUGGCCGGCGCCCAGAGCCCAGACUCCGGUGGCCACUUUGGCCGCGAUGCAAAGUACGUGCGGCCGUCGAUGAGCUUUUCCACGCCUCGGCCGCCCAGCGCCUCGCAGGGCCGCGACUGGGACCCCAAAUCAUCUUUUGCCCCGACCGUCUAUCGGGAAUAUGACGGCUGA